CCGAUUUACUACUCUGGGGUACGUGGUCUAUAAAAAAAAUAUAUAUUUUAUUUUCCGACAAAACGAAAAAUUUAGUUAAACUUUAUGUCGUAUGUCGCCUUUAAAAUCCAAAAUAACAUCAUCCGCAUUGGAGAUAACUAAAGGAUAUCCAAUAUAUGUUUGUUAUAGAAACAUUUUUGCCUGGUGAAAAAAAGUGAAGAAGGCAAGAUUAACAUUUUUCUGGUGUCGAUCAGCAAUUGGGCUGUGCGAAUAAACAACAGUACCAUAAUGCAGCUCUUGCUUUCGACCAUAUGUAUGGCAUUGACCAGUACGGUCAUUGGAAAUGCUUGGUAUCAAAAAAAGCAAUUCUAUCCAGCGGUGGUGUACAUCACUAAAUCCAAUGCAUCCAUGGCGGUGAUUUACAUACAGUUUUUCGCAAUUGUUUUUAUGUUUGGUAAAUUGUUGCGGAAGAUUUUUUUGGGUACCUUACGUGCAGCUGAAUUUGAGCAUUUGUUAGAACGAUUUUGGUAUGCUCUUACUGAAACUUGCUUGGCUUUUACCGUGUUUCGCGAUGACUUCAAUCCUAGAUUUGUGGCACUGUUUACCGUUUUGCUGUUUCUCAAAUCAUUCCAUUGGUUGGCCGAGGAACGUGUUGAUUUUAUGGAACGUUCACCUGUCCUUGGCUGGCUAUUUCACAUACGUGUUGCCAGCCUAUUGAUGGUGUUGGGCUCUCUGGACUACAUGCUGCUCAUGCAUGCUUACAAUUCUGCACUGGCUCGUGGUCCCAGUGUACAAUUGGUGUUUGGCUUUGAAUAUGCCAUAUUGCUUACUGUGGUGGCCAGCACAGCUAUUAAAUAUGUGCUACAUGCCGCCGAAAUGCGUACUGACACGCCAUGGGAGAAUAAAGCAGUGUUCUUAUUGUACACCGAACUCUUUAUUGGUUUCAUCAAGGUUAUAUUGUACGUUUUGUUUGUGGUGAUUAUGGCGAAAUUCUAUGCCCUGCCAAUGUUCGUAUUCCGACCAAUGUUCUUUACCAUACGCAACUUUAAGAAGGCCCUAAGUGAUGUCAUUAUGUCACGAAGAGCCAUACGCAACAUGAACACUUUGUAUCCGGAUGCUACACCCGAAGAGUUGAGAUUAUCGGACAAUAUUUGCAUUAUUUGCAGAGAAGAUAUGGUUAAUCACUCAAAGAAAUUGCCAUGUGGUCAUAUAUUCCAUACAACGUGUUUGCGAUCAUGGUUCCAACGCCAGCAAACUUGUCCAACAUGUCGCUUAAAUAUACUGAGAGCACCGGCCACCAAUUCAACAGCUUUACCAAGACAAGAUGAAAACAAUGGCAAUGUAAACGCUGCUAAUCCCGCUGCAGCUGCUGUACCGGGGGCAGCUGCAGCCGCUGGCAAUGUACAGGCACCAACCACCACAAAUACUGCAGCUAGUACGGCUGGAACAGAAAAUGUAGCUGCAACAUCUGCGUCAGGCCCUAGUGCUUUUACAGCUAAUGCUGGUGUGUCUAUGCCUACUUUGCCAAAUUUAGUGGGCUCUGGUGCAAAUGGUUUGCCAAACUUUGGUGGCCUACCCAUGGUGCCGCCACCAUUUAUGAUGCCACCUCCAUUCCCGUUUGUGGCUCCUUAUGCUGUACCACCACCACCAAUGCCACCAGAUCUAACCACUUUGACCGAUGAAGAACUAAGGGAAAUGGAAGGAAAUGAAAGGAAAAACGUUGAAGAACGUAUAAAGCUUUUGCGUAACAUACAAUUAAUGCUGGAUGCAGCAAAUGUUUUAAUGAACAACUAUCAAAUAGUAGCUCCACGUAGCAUAGCUUUAAACACUGCGACGACUGCAGCACCAGCUGCUGCUGGUACAGCUGCUACAACCAGUGCAACUGAUGAAGCAACCAGAGCUUCAACAUCUGCAACAACAGCAUUAAAUGCAGAUGCAGUUAAUACAACAUCCAGGGAACCAGCAAGCGUUGAUAGCGAAUCCCAAGAAUUACCAUCCACUUCAGCGGCCGCUGCAGCAGCGUUAACAACAGCACUGAAUAAAACGCCAACAAAAACUGAAGAAACUACAGAAAUUCCAGUUGCCAAACACAAUCAAGUGACCAUUGAAGAUGUGGAGGGUGAUGAUGAGGAUCAAAUUCCUGCUAGCGCAACAGAAACGCCCUUGACGGCGGUCAUAGACAGUACGACGGAACAUAUAAACGAGCUACGCAAGAGACGCUUAAAAUUUCUAGAAGAACGUAACAAAACGUCUGCAGAAUAAAGGAUGUUAAGGCUCAAUUUUAUAUAUGAUCUAUAGUAAACUUAACUCUUACAUUUUGAAGGUGGACUGAAAACGUUUUUUAUAACAAGAAAAUAUAUACAUAUAAAAAU
Molecule: messenger RNA, 2351 nt
Organism: Stomoxys calcitrans (stable fly)
Lineage: Eukaryota; Metazoa; Arthropoda; Insecta; Diptera; Muscidae
Gene: sip3
Product: E3 ubiquitin-protein ligase HRD1
Exons: 6
Coding region: 268-2241 (657 amino acids)
Cellular component (GO): cytoplasm
Source: RefSeq, a predicted model, not a curated record